Messenger RNA from Racocetra fulgida, 529 nucleotides. The record is from the annotation of a GenBank genome assembly. NCBI's taxonomy places the organism in Eukaryota, Fungi, Glomeromycota, Glomeromycetes, Diversisporales, Gigasporaceae.
AUGUAUGAUUUGGGUGUUAGAGGUGCUAAAGCAACUGAAGUAUUUGUUCUUGACCAACAAGAUAAUUUUGAUGACCUUGGAGAAAUAUAUGGUUUGGUUUUUCUUUUUAAGAUGAUAGGUGAAGUAACAGGAGAUGUAAAAGGUUUACAUAAAGGUACCGAUUAUGAACCUGUUGAAGAAUACCCCCCAAACGUGGUAGAAAAUGCUUGCGCUACUCUUGCUGUGUUGAAUAUCAUAUUGAAUUGCCCACAAAUAGAAAUAGAUCAAGAAUUAAAAGAAUUUAAGGAAUUCACUUGGGAUCUUCCACCAGCUACUAGAGGUUUUUCCAUAACUAAUCAUCCGACUUUACGUCAAAUUCAUAAUUCAAUGGCCCGACAUCCAGAAGAUUCACUGAUAGUUGAAGAGCCAAGCAAGAAAGGUGGUUCUGAAGAUGAAGGCGGUGGUGAAGUUUAUCAUUAUAUUGCUUAUGUUCCCAUUGAUGGUGAAGUUUGGCAAUUAGAUGGUUUAUAUCCACAUCCCGUCAGCUUAG